GAUAAAAAGAAAACAAUAUGCCUCCACUAGUACUUUCAAUCUAGGAAACACUACCUCACAUAAGUAAUUGGAGUGUAAUGAAUUUUUAUUCAGGAUAUGCGCACAGCGUACGCAUGCUUAGUUUAAUAUGGCUGAUUUGUCAGCUUUACUCAGGAUUUGGAUUGGGGGAUAUUGCAAAGCCCACAAAUUGUAAAAAACCUCACAGAGUCGGGAAUAACGUGCAGAGAAUCAGCCUUAAGGCACCCGGAGCCCAAGUUGCAAUACAAGGUUCACACCCAUGGAUGGCAGGGUUAUUUGGCUUCUAUGGAGCUGAUGCAGGCUUUUGUGGUGGCGCCAUACUUAACAGCUGCUACAUUGUAACAGCUGCGCAUUGCGUACAGGAGGUAACUGGGAAGAAAUGUGGCGGUGUAGUGACAAGGAUAACACUAGGAGCCAGAGAGUUAACACAACUUGUGCCUGGUUUCCCUCAAAAACAGGACAACUUGAAAGUAAUAUCAGGGGGAGGAUGGCAAGCCACGUGUCACCCUUUUUCCAAGUUUUCUGAUGUCCUUGGACACAACGACUCCGUUGACAUUGCUCUUCUUAGGCUCAAUAAAUGCCUACCCGAGUUCACAGAGAAUGUGAUGAAAAGGAUAUGUUUACCGAAAACACCCUUAGAUGACCUCCAUCAGUUGAAAGGAGAGACCAUGACAUGUUAUGGGUGGGGUGCUGUAACAGAGUCUAAUACCUUUCGUAGGACACUCCAACAGGCGACUCCAUCUAUUGUUGGAAGAGAUAUCUGCACAGAAGUACUUGACAUACAGGGAGGUUUUAAGCUCCCCAACGCUGGUCUUUGUUCUGUACCAAACUUUGGAGGAACUGGGGACUCAGGAAGUCCAUGUGUGAUUAAAGAUUGUAACAAUACGGAUUGUCUAGUAGGGAUCAUAUCAGGACGCCGGUUCUCAGCAACGGUGACAGCGUCUCUUAGACACCCAGCUGUGCUCAACUGGAUCAAAGAAACUGUCAGAUCUAAGCCAUGUCGGAGAUCGUGUAUUCAUGAAGAUAUAUGUGAAUGUGGGACUCUGCCAGUUGCGGAUGAUGAUGGUGUAAAGUGCCCACAACUCGACCCAAUUGUAGACGCCCCGUCAAAUGGCACCCUGAAGGUAGUUUCGAAUACACCUGGGUCACUAGCUCUGUACGAUUGUAUAAAUGGCCGACAGUUGUUAGGGCCAAUAGUGAGGGCAUGUCUACCAGAUGGGAAAUGGAGCGAAGAGCCACCAACUUGUAGAGCAGGACUUUGUGUGAAGGGUGACCCCCACGUUAAACACUUCCUGUCUGCCCAUAAUGUCAGGCUCUGCUAUACACUACGUGGGAAAAGUGGAGAGGUUCUCACCUUCUUUUCUGAUAAAGAUAAAGGUAUCCUUAUUAAUGGUCAAUACGGACCUGUAAGCAAGACAUACCCUGAGGUAUCCAAGUACAUCAAACACCUAGGUCUCAAAAUUGGAAAUAUAACCAUUGAAUUCACAAAGAAAUACAUCCGAGUGAACAACGGGAGAUUCAGAGCCUGGGCCAUGCAGACAAUGGUGCAUGAAGGUGUAAGGAUAAAGAUAAACAAAGAUUCCAUGACUGGGGAAGUGAUGAUAUUAGAACAUGAAAUAACUAUAACUGUUGCCAGGAGAAAUGCACGAGUAGAUUUCUGUAUAUUUCCACAUGUUUUCCCUCAAAUUGGGAAAGGGAUUCUAGGCGUAGUUGACAGCUACAAGAAGUCCGACAUCUACUUUGGAACAAUGAAACCUAGAAAGACGGUUGCUACAAUGUACAUUAAAGACAGGACUGUCAAGAUCAAAUCGCGCAUGACUAAGAACAAACUACCUUGUUGGGGUCUAAGGGGAGGAGAUCCAUUGGAGCAACUAUUAGGGGAAAAUAUUAACGAUGUUAGGUCGACUUGUCUGUUCUGUUAUCCAGGAAGAUAA
Messenger RNA from Owenia fusiformis, 1952 nucleotides. NCBI's taxonomy places the organism in Eukaryota, Metazoa, Annelida, Polychaeta, Sabellida, Oweniidae. The record is from the annotation of a GenBank genome assembly.